CACAUCCCAGCUCAGGUGGUCCUGAGAAGCUGCCUGGUAGACAUUCACUGGCACAGAGGGCUGGAAAGUGCCCUCAACCCCAGAACCUGAGUCCUGUGAGGACAUCCACUCUGUGUGAGGCCAGGGAGUGCCUAGCAGAUGUGGGUGGCAGGGGGUGUCAGCAUGGGUGGGGGUCCCUGCCAAGGCAGGCAGCUGAGCUGGCCCUACCUCAGAGCGCAGGGGCCCAAAGCUUGGUCUUCUUAGGGCCCCACUCUGGACCAAUGAACCCAUGGGGCACCCUGACACCACCUUGCCUGCUCAUCCUUAGCUCCUGCCCUUGCCCUGCAGGGCUCUGCAGCCUCCCCUGUGCCUGUGUGUCUCGGCUCACUAGACCCUGGACUUGCGGUCCCUCAGCCACACUCCAAUCCCCUUAUUCUGUCCUGCUACUCGGCCUGGUGCUGCUCAGCUCCUCCCUGCCUGUCUAGGGCCCAGCACCAUGUGCCCUGACCUCACAUUUGUCCCUCUGUCCAGGUCCCCUGCUCACCUGUGUUUUAGUCCGUCUUCAUCUGCUGACCGCACUGUGGAUUUUAAAAAUACAAACAUGCAUGCACGUGGUUAAGAACUCGCUGAUGUCAGGCAGCUGGAAUGAGAGUACUGCCCGCUGCCUUCUCUCUUGUAGCUCUCGGACACUGCAGGGGAAGCUUCUUGUUUUUUUCCCACAUCUUAUUUAGAAAUAAUUAUAGAUUUCACAGGAAGUUGCAAAAAAAAGAAAAAAACACCUGUUGGAGGAGCUGGCACAGACCUGUCCCCGGUUCCCUGAUUGCACAUGCAGGGCACGUGUGGGGUGUCUGGAUUUGCUUGUCUUGCUGUGUGCCUGUGUGCACCCACAGGUAUAACGCUGCGAUUUUAUCCCGUGUGGAUACCUGUGGCCAUGAUCAGGCCCACAUGGCUUCCCGCUCCUGCCUCUGCAUGGGCACCCCCGACACCCGGAAACUUGUUCUCCAGCUGUAGAAUUGUGUCAUCUCAGGAGUGUAUAGACGUAUGCACCGGCCUUAGGCUUUGCCCUCCGUUCCCUCAUCAUAGCGCCCUCACAUCCGCCCACAUCUGUCCAUCUCCUGCUCCGUGUUCUUGCUGAGAGGUCCCCCGUGGUGUGGUGACACCUUGAUUCUCCCUCUGUGGGCUUUCGCUGCAGGUUUUUUGUGAGCCGCCGUCUCCGUUCCUCAGUGAUCCAGGCCCAGGAGUGAGGGGCCAGGCCUCAGGGGAGUUGCUUGUUUGGUGUUGUGAGGCCCUGCACCCUGUCUUCCAGAGGGGCGCCCAUUCUGCCUCCCCACCAGCAGCGUGCCAGUGACCUGGUUUCUCCUCGUGCUGGCCAACGGCUCCGGGAGCACUUGGAGGAGAUGUCUGGCUUCCUUCUGGAGUGUGACAGCUCCGUGCAGGGCGCGCUGCAGAAGCACCUGGCGCUGUACAGGAUCCGACGGAAGGUCACGGUGGAGCAGCACCCGGAUCUGCGAGUGUGGGCGGUGUUACCCCGUUCCCCUGAGGCCUUCGGGGCUGCACCACUGCAGGAGAGGGCAGGGACUGAUGCCAUCCUCAUCCGCGACCCGCGAACACCAAGCAUGGGGUGGCGGCUCCUCACACAGAAUGAAGGCCCAGCCCUGGUUCCCGGGGGCCGGCUCGGGGACCUGUGGGAUUAUCACCAGCACCGGUACCUGCAAGGCGUUCCUGAGGGGGUCCGAGACUUGCCUCCAGGGGUGGCUCUGCCUCUGGAGUCCAACCUGGCCUUCAUGAACGGCGUGAGUUUCACCAAAGGCUGCUAUAUCGGCCAGGAGCUGACGGCCCGCACCCACCACAUGGGCAUCAUCCGCAAGCGCCUCUUCCCUGUUCGGCUCUUGGACCCCCUUCCCACCAGUGGUAUCAGCCCCGGUGCAGAGGUGCUAACUGAGUCAGGACAGACUGUGGGCAAAUACAGGGCUGGCCAGGGCAACGUGGGGCUGGCCCUGCUGCGCUCAGAGAAGAUCAAGGGUCCUCUGCACAUCAGAGCCUCCAAGGGCGCUCAGGUGGCCUUAGCUGCAUCUGUGCCAGACUGGUGGCCCACGGUCUCCAAGUAGCCCGAAGCCUUGGCUGGCACUGGCUGGUGGGGAGGCUGGGGGCUGGGGGCUGGGGCCUGGGGCCUCUGUCUGGGGUCUUCCCGUCCCAUCUGUCUGCUGUGCCUGCUGGGCGGGAUCCUGCUUCCCACCUGGGAGAGUCCCCCUUGGUGGCGCCCUGCCUGGCCCCGCCCAUGCUCAGGGGCCCCAUCUUGUGGGUUGUUUUCUCCCUGAGCAUCCUGUAGCCCCAGAGGAGAGAAGUGGCCAGAGGAGCCCACCAAGUGGGUGUUAAGCCCCACGGGGCGCUGGGCCCCAGUCGUAGCUCCACACAGGGUUGUCUGAGAGGAUGGGGCGGCGUCUCUGGCCAGCCCUGGCAGCCUCCGGGCCUUGCACCCCACUCUGCCCGGCAUGAGCCUCGGGAGUUGGUUUCUGUGCCUGGAAGCUGGGUGCUGUCCAGGGUCUGCGCACUGGGGCUGGGGCUUUGGAGUUGCCUAACUGUGCUUGCUUGCAGGGUGCCUCAGGGUGGGUUGUGUGUGGUCCAGAGGGGUCUGGGGCAUUGGAUCAGGUGGCAUAUAGGCGUCUGUACAUGGAGGAGCACGUGCUGCACACCUGAGCCAGGUACACCUCUGUACCGGGGCACCAGGGCUGAGCCUUCAGGUAUCCCAUGCGGAAGGCUGUGCCCGCAGCCCCUGUUUCUCCACUUCCACCCCUCCUCAGAGCCCUCUAGGAGUGUGGAGUGGGGCCGGCGCAGGGCUUGGGAGCUAGCAGGGCGGAGUUAGUGCGACCAGUGUGUGCUGGGUUUCUGCAUAGCCUGUGUUUGCAGUGAGAGUGACUUGCUGUCAGCCAUGGGGCAUGGCCUCCACUUCACCCACUGGGUUCCCUCUUCCCAUUGAAGUGUGAGCUCCAUGUUUCAGGGCAUCCAUUAAAGAGUGAGCCACCGGUAGCCUGCUAAGAGCUCUAGUCUUAUUUGGGGGAGAGGGAGGCUAGGGCUUAGUUUCUGGGAUCUGGCUGACUGGACCCUGGAAUAACUCUCCUUGAGAACAUGCAGACACACCAGAUGAAGUACGGGCGUGGCUGCAGGCCAGCAGGGGGGGCCUCAGAGGCCCAGACUGGGUGUGUGGUGCCACGUCUGCAGAGCGCAGCCAUGUGGCUGCAGGGCGCGGGGCCUGGGGCAGGCAUUUGGGUCUUCACGCUUGACCUUGGGUGGCCACGAGGGACAAGCAGGCAGGGAGCCUGUGUGGCCAUCCUGGUGCUGGGGGACCACAGGCCCUCUCUAAAAACCUGCAGCUCCAGCGCUUUCGGGGCCAGGGCCUGGGGUCUAAAGGCAGCUCUGAGCUGCAUUGUAGCUUGUAUCACCCAGGAGGACGCAUGGGAGGAGGUGGCUGCAGCUAGAGGGGAGAGGAGGGCCGUCCAGCCCCAGCCCUGCCAUCGGCUCUUCCAUGGGCAAGGAAACAGCUAGGUGGCCCUUACCUCUGGGGUCCAGAGAGCCAGUGGCCUUCAGCCCCUCUUGGACAGGUCACACUCAGCACAGGAUGGAUUCCAGACCAGCAUCCCUGCCCCCUUCCAGCCCCACUGGCUGCUGCUUUAAACUGGCAUGGAGACAGUUGAGUGGCUUCCCAGCCAGUUCUCUCUCCAGCUCAGCCAGGGGUGGGUGUCUGUGGCCUGUGUCACCAAGAGCUGUUGUCUCCUGCCUGGGGGGCGUGGACCCUGGAAUGAGGGUCUGUGCCUUGAACUCAAAGUGCCCCAGCUCCCGCACCUGCCCAAGGUUGCCUGGUGUUUCCAGCAGGGCCUCCUUGAGUGCGGCAACCUCUGGGAGCAUCCUAGCCUUGGACUCGGCAAAUGGUCCCACAGGUGUGGCCGGGUGAAGGCCGGGAGGUGAGCCAGGAAGGAAGGGCUCCCCUCUAGAGCGAGACGCCACUUGAGCGGUCCUGUGACCCUCAGUGUCUUCAGGUCUCUGCAGGUGUCAGGAUAUCAAAAUACUUGGUUCAGUUCAAACACACACAUCCCAUGUUCUGUGUCUUUUCUUUUUUUGAGAUGGAGGACCCAGGCUGGAGUGCAGUGGUGUGAUCUCGGUUCACUGCAGCCUCCAUCUCCUGGGUUCCAAUGAUUCUCCCGCCUCAGCCUCCCAGGUAGCUGGGACUACAGGCACCCCCCAUCAUGCCAGGCUAAUUUCUGUAUUUUUAGUAGAGAUGGGGUUUCACCAUGUUGGGCAGGCUGGUCUCAAACUCCUGACCUUGUGAUCCGCCCGCCUUGGCCACCCAGAGUGCUGGGAUGACAGAUGUGAGCCACCAUGCCUCCUCUCUUCUGUGUCUUUAAAAAGGAAAGUGUCAGGCACCAAAAGAUCUCCUCUGUCGUACAAACCAAAUCAGGUUUCACCAGAAUGUCCUUAGUCCUCUCAGAAAGGCCUGGCCUCGAGGACUUGGAAGCAGGCCCUGAAGCGCAUCAGCAGGGUUGGGCUUUGCGUUCAGGAGCACUGGGACCUGCUGAGAGCUCGUGCGGCUGCUCCUAAACUGUGCGCUGCUCUUCCGUCUGCUGUAGUUUUGUAAAAACAUAGCAAGUUCCUCUGUGUGUGUAUGAUUGCCUGUGUGUGUGAUUGCCUGUGUGUGUGUGAUUGUGAUUGCAUGUGUGUGAAUGUGAUUGCGUGUGUGUAUGUGAUUGCCUGUAUGUGAGUGUGUGAUUGCCUGUGUGUAUGUGACUACCUGUGUGUGUGUGAUUGCAUGUGUGUGAGAAUGUAUGUGUGUGAUUGCCUGUGUGGUUGUGUAUGUGUAAUUGCAUGUGUGUAUGUGAUUGUUUGUGUGAUUGCAUGUCUGUGUGUGUGAUUGCCUGUGUGUGUGUGAUUGCUUGUGUGUGUGAUUGCCUGUGCGUGUGUGAUUGCCUGUGUGUGUGAUUGCAUGUAAGAGUGUGUGUGAUUGCCUGUGUGAUUGUGUGAUUGCAUGUGUGUAUGUGAUUGCCUGUGUGUGUGAUUGCAUGUCUGUGCGUGUGUGUGAUUGCCAGUGUGUGUGUGAUUGUAUGUGAUUGCCUGUGUGUGUGUGAUUGCAUGUGUGUGUGUGUGUGUGUGUGUGUGAGAAUUGGUGGUGUGAGGUGCAGCUGUGUUCUAUGGGUGUGGUGUAUGGUGGUGAGGUCUGGGCUUCUCACCCUCACCCCCCCCACCGCCGCCUCCACUCUUCAGAAUCCCCCACGUCUGCACUCCACUCUCUGAGCCCACGUUGCCUGUUGUGCAGCUGCUGUUUAUGAGGCAGGGCGUGCAGUGUGCGGCGCUGUUUCUGAACUGUUUUUCUUUAACACAGUGUAUGGUGCUUACAUUUUCCUUUUAAAGCCAGAUGUAGGCAGGUGUGGUGGCUCACACCUGUGAUCCCAGCACUUUGGGAGGCUGAGGCCAGAGGAUUGCUUGAGCCCAGGAGUUUGAGAGCAGCCUGGGCAACAUAUCAAGACUCUGUCUCUUAAAAAAAAAAAUUAGCCAGGCGUAGUGGUGCCUGUGGUCUGAGGUACUUGGGAGGCUGAAGUGCAAGGAUCACUUGAGCCCAGGAAGUGGAGGCUGCAGUGAACCAUGAUUGUGCCACUGUACUCCAGCCUGGGCAAUCGAGCAAGACCCUGUCUCAAAACAAAGAAUUAAAAAAAAGAGAAGUUGCAGUUGGUAGUAUUUCCUGGAGCAUGGCAGACACAGUGUAGAAAUGUCUGUUUGACCUCCAAAUUGGGAGCUGUUUGAAGAAAUGACUCCAAAGUUCAGUACAGAAAGACCUCAGAUAGAAGACAUCCCGAGAAGUGUAUGUUCACUGUAAAAUCAUCUUCCAGUCCCAAGGAGCAAGCUCCCUGUUCUGUGUUCUUGUAUGAGACGAUCGGUCAAGUGUAGCCCGAGAGGACAGGCAGGAGCCCUGGAGAGCCUCGGCCAGACCUUCCCUGGGGCUUCCCCAGGAAAGGUGAGGCAGGGUGGCUGUUCAGCUGGCCAGCUGGAGUGAUUUCCAUGGGCUCCAAGCUGUAGGAGUGGUCCCUGGCUGCCUGAGUGCUUUGGCCAGAUAGAGGUGGGCUGUGGACUGGUGAGGUUGCAUUGCAGAGGUGUGCACCCAGCUGGGCCCUUAUCUCUAAGGACUGGCUGGCCUGGAGGGGCAGUCUCCCAGCCAGAAGAGUUUUUUUUUUUUUUUUUUAAUGAGACAUAAAACAGCACAGAAGGUUUUUUUUUUUAAAUAUGUCAAAACAUCCUAAGGUACAGGAAAUAAAUUGUAAACACACACACACACACACACACACACACACUCUACCAUAAGCAAGGCCCAGCAAAAAGACAGAAGCAAACACAUCAGUGUUCUGAUCCUAGAGUAAGCAGACACAUCACACGGAAUGGGGAUGGUUAAUAUGUUUAAAGAAAACAAGGAAUUUAUGUGCAGGAAACGAGAGACUAUAAAAAUGACCAAGCAGAUUUUGAAAAGAGAACUUGUUGAAAUAAAAAUGGAAUUUCCUAAAAAAUAAUCCAUGAUGUCUUUCCUGAAGAAUCAGGAGCUAUUUGAAGAAAAUGACCCCAAAGAGCAACACAGAAAGAGCUAGAAAAGAUGAGACGGGACGGGGACAAGAAGACAGUUUAGUAUAGCAUCCGCAGUUUAUGGUAAUUCCAGAAGGAGGGGAGAGAGAAUAUGGCAAGUAUUCAGAGAUAUAUGGCUGAGAACUUUUCCGAAGCUAUGGGAGCCCCUGCUCCCUAGAUUCAGGAACCCAGCGGCUCUCAGGCAGCAUAGUCAGAAAGCUGUACUCAGUCACAUCUUGGUGAAAAUGCAGAAGCCGGUGACAGAGAUCUUGAAGGUUGGCAGGAAAGAAAAAGAUUAAGUGGUUUAUUAAAAGCAACAGUGGAAGCCAGAAAGAAAGUAAAUAAUAUCUUCAAAGUCCUGGGGGACGUAGUGAUAGCUAGAAUUGUGUACCCAGAAAAUCUAUCAAUAAUGAAGGGCUGGGCACAGGGGCUCACGCCUAUAUUCCCAGCACUUUGGGAGGCUGAGGCAAGUAGAUCACCUGAGGUCAGGUGUUCAAGACCAGCCUGACCAACAUGGCAAAACCCCAUGUCUACUAAAAAUAGAAAGAUUAGCUGGGCAUGGUGGCACAUGCCUGUAAUCCCAGUUAUUCAGGAAGCUGACGCAGGAGAAUCCCUUGAACCCAGGAGGCGGACGUUGCAGUGAGCCGAGAUCUCACCAUUGCACUCUAAUCUGGGCGAGAGUGAGACUCUAUCUCAAAAAAAAAAAAGAAAAAAGCCCAGGCACAAUGGCUUACGCCUGUAAUCCCAGCACUUGGGAAGCCGAGGCUGGCAGAUUUCCUGAGCUCACGAGUCUGAGACCAGCCUGGGCAAUACGGUGAAACCCCGUCUCUACUAAAAUACAAAAAGUUAGCUGGGCAUGGCAGCGUGCACCUGCAGUCACAGCUACUCAGGAGGCUGAGACAGGAGAAUUGCAAGAACCUGGGAGGCGGAGGUUGCAGUGAGCUGAGAUGACACCACUGCACUCCAGCCUGGGCGACAGAGCGAGACUCCAUCUCAAAAAGAGGGCUGAAGGCAUUUUCAGACCAGGAAACCCCCCCAGAGUUUGCUGCCACUAGAGCCCAGAGCGUCUAAGGCAUGUCUGGGCAGAAGGAAAGGGAACCUGUGGGUUAGCUGGAGGUGAAAGAAGGAAUGAAUAGGUAGGAAGGUGGAUUUGUGGGCAUGUCUAAAACACCACAUCUAGAAGCUCCUACUUAGAAUGCGUAAUUUUGGAGUUUAUAAAAUGAUGCCACAUGUGAGUUGGGUGAGAGGUGCCCAAAUCUACAGGGUUCGAAGAUCCCUCUUCUGGCUAGAAGGAGGGCUGGACACUGGCUUCAGCACCGUUACUAGGCUUGUCAACAUUUUCAGAUAAUCUCUAAAAGAAUGGAAAUACAUCCUCCAGGCCGGGCGCAGGAGGCAGAGAUUGCAGUGAGCCCAGAUCGCGCCAUUGCACUCCAGCCUGGUGACAGAGCGAGACUCCAUCUCAAAAAAAAAAAAAAGAAAAGAUGAUACUUAUACUCAAUGGAUGUAGACUACAUUAUUCAUCCAUGAAAGAGAAUGAAAUCGUGUCACUAGCAGCAACAUGAAUGGAACUGGAGGUCUUUAAGUUGAGUGAAAUAAGCCAGGCACAGAAAGAGCUUUGCAUGUUCUCACUUUCACGUGGGAGCUGAAGCAGUGGACCUCGUGGAGAUGGAGAGGACGGGUGGGUCCUAGAGGCCCGGGAGGGUGGGACGUGGAGACAAGACAGGUUGAUGAAUGGGUACAAACAUAUGGUUUGACGGGAUAAGACCUGUUUCGGGGGCAGUAGGGUGACUAGUUUACAGUAAGCAGUUCCAUGUUUUCAAACAGCUAGAAGAGAGUAAUUCAGAUGUUUCUAGUGUAAAGGCAAAUGGUGAAGGUGAUGAAGACACCCCAGGUAUACUGAUUUGAUCUCUAUAACUUGUAUGGAGAUACUGAAUUAUCACAUGUACCCCAAAACUAUGCAUCAACUGGAAAAAAAAGUAUCACAGGCUUAAAUGGAAAACAUAAAACUACAAAACCUUAGAAAAAAUAGAAGAGGCUGGACAUGGUAGGUCACACCUGUAAUCCCAGCACUUUGGGAGGCUGAGGUGGGUGGUUCCCUUGAGGCCAGGAGUUUGAGACAAGCCUGGGCAACAUAGUAAGAGCCCAUCACUACAAAAAUAAAUAAAUAAACUAAUUUAUUUAUUUAGAUUCCUCUGGGUAUCUAUGUGGAAGUGGAAUGGCUGGAUUAUGUGGGAGUGCUGUGAGUUGGUUUUUGAGGAACCUCCACACUGUGGUGAUGGCUGCAGCAUUUUACAUUCCCAGCAGCCAUGUGCAAGCGCUCCCGUUCCUCCACAUCCUUGCCAACACUUGUUAUUUUCUGCUUUUGGAUAGUCGUCAUUCUAAUGGAUAUGAGGUAAUUUCUUGUUUAUUUUAUUUUAAUUUUUUUUGAGCCUGGGUGUCACCCCGUCACCCCGGCUGGAGUGCAACCUCUGCCUCCCAGGUUUGAACAGUUCUCCUGCCUUGGUCCCCCGAGUAGCUGAGACUACAGGUGCGUGCCACGUUGCCCGGCAAAUUUUGCAUUUUUAGUAGAGAUGGGGUUUCACCUUGUGGCCAGGCUGGUCUGAAACUCCUAAGCUCAAGCGAUCCACCUGCCUCCCUAAGUGUUGGGAUUACAGGCGUGAGCCACUGCGCCUGGCCUGGUACAAGGUGAUUUCUCGUGGUUUCGGUUUGCAUUUCUCUGGUAUGUGGAAGUGGAAUGGCUGGAUUACGCGGGAGUGCUCGUGUGCUUUUUGGUUGUGUGUCUUCUCUGGAGAAGUGUUGAUUUGAGUCCUUCACCUGUUUUAAGGUCAGAUUGUUUGUCACUGUUGAUUCAUUCAUCAGGUGCCUGGGCUGCCCCCAUCUCAGGCCCGCUGUGAGUGGUGCUGUUCACAUCCCCUGCAUGGAAAAGCAGGUAACUUGGUUUUCAAGCAGUCACUGACAGUGACGCAGCCGGCCCUCCUCACAGCGCCCCAGCAUACCUGAGGCCAAACCCAACCAGCCUAGGAAGGACCUUGGGGUGGGGGCCCAUGGGGUGCUAGGUCUGCAGUCCCCCACUGGGGAAGGGUGGGGGCACUGUUCAGAAACUAGCCCUAGAAAAUGGUACUUUAAAAAAAAUUUUAGAGACAGGGUCUCGCUAUGUUGCCCAGGCUGGAGUGCAGUGGCUAUUCACAGGCGCGGUCCCACUGCUGAUCAGCACGGGAGUUUUGACCUGCUCCAUUUCUGACCUGGGCCCGUUCACCCCUCCUUAGGCAACCGGAUGGUCCUCUGCUCCCGGGAGGUCACCAUGUUGAUGCUGAACUUAGUGGGGACACCCGAUCGGCAUAGCUCAUCAUAACCCAGAACUCCUGGGCUCAAGUGAUCCUCCCACCUCAGCCUCCCAAGUAGCUGGGACUACAGGCACGCAGCACCAUGCCCGGUGAAAAUGACACUUCCUGCAGACCCCAAUAAGCAUUCUACUGCAGAGAAUGGAGGGAUGUGUGGGCCAGGUGGGCUGUCCCACUGCGAGGGGAUCCCAAGUGGUGAGGGUCUGGGGACACACAGCCUGCGCCCCGGCGCCAGGUGGGCGGGUCAGCAGGGGCGUUUCUUGGAUUUAAUGUCCUGACUGGGAGUGGGUUGAGCCCCCUCUGUGUAUCGGCCACGCCUGUCCCUUUCUGUCGCAGGCCUUUCCAAGCCCCUUGUCCUUCUCGCCGGUUUUGUAGGAGUUACCUGCGUGCCCUUGUCUGUUCUAUGCAUUGCUUGUCUCUUUCUUUCACGGUGUCUUUUGGGACAGGCUUUCUUAAUUCCAAUGCAGUGGACUUUAUUUUUCUUAUGGUUUGUGCUUUUUGUGCCUUGCCUACCCUGACUUCAUGCAGCUAUGAUCUAACUUCUAAGACUUCUGUAGUCACACCUUUCUAUUGAUGAAUGAAUGAAUGAGAGGGUAUCGUUCCGUCACCCAGGUUUGAGUGCAGUGGCCCAGCCUCGAAUUCCUGGGCUCAAGCAAUUCUCCCACCUCAGCCACCCAAGUAGCUGGGACCACAGGCGUUGUGCCACCACACCUGGCUAAUUUUUGUAGAGACGGGGGUUCACCUUGUUGUCCAGGUGGGUCUUGACCUGGGCACAAGCAAUCUGCUUGCCUCUGCCUCCCAGAGAGCUGGGGUUCCAGAUGUGAGCACCGCACCUGGCCCGGACCUUUCUUCUGUAGAUUCUUUUUUUCAAGAUGGAGUCUCACACUGUCACCUGGGUUGGAGUGCAAUGGCACGAUACUGGCUUACUGCAACCUCCACCUCCCAGGUUUGCGCAGUUCUCCUACCUCAGCCUCCCAAGUAGCUGGGAUUACAGACGCGUACCACCACACCCGGCUAAUUUUUUGUAUUUUUAGUAGAGAUGGUGUUUGACCAUGUUGACCAGACUGGUCUUGAACUCCUGAUCUCGUGAUCCGCCCGCCUCGGCCUCCCAAAGUGCUGGGACUGCAGGCGUGAGCCACUGCACCCGGCCUCUGUAGAAUUUUAAUAUACUUGGGGUCGAUGUGCACAUAUGAUGUGAGGUGGGAAUGAACAUCUCUGGUUGACAUAACUAGUUGUCCUAACAACAUUCACUGAAAGUCCGUCUUUCCCCACUGACCCCGGGUGCCGGUGUGGUCAGACUCCAUGCACUCACCUGUGUGAGUCUGUUUCUGGACUGCUCAUUCUGCUGCCCCUGGUCUGUUUGAUGUCUUACCUACUGUACUGUGAGCAUCUUUCUGAGUAACUGGCAUGGCGCCGUCACAAGCUAAGGCAAGCUAAGGUCUUCUUCAGGUAGCAUCUUGGCUGCUUUGGCCGUCACUUACCUGUGAGAGUUUUAGAGUCAGACUUUUUACAGUCUGCACACAUACUCAUGCAUACACACAGUAGCUUUUGGGUCAGCAUUGCAUUCAUUGUGUAGGUCAAGUUGGGGAGAACUGGUAUCUUUGUGUUACUGAGUUUUCAAGCCCCCAAAACAUUGCACAUUUCUCUGCUUAUUUAUGCCGACUUUAAUUCUGCAAAAUCUGUAUAAUUUUUCUGAAGUCCGUAUAUAUCUUUUCUGAAAUUUAGUCAUUUAAAAUAAUGUUAAUACUGUAGCAAAAGACAUCCUUGUGAAAUGGCAUCUAUCUAAUUUUUAUGUUACUGAUGUUUAGAAAUAAAUUUGCUAAAUUUUAAAUGUUCUUAAUAAUUAUUUUCUGUAUAGAUAGGUUGGGGCUUUUACUGUAGGCAAUCAUGAUCUCAAAUUAAUGACGCUUUUAUUUGUGUCUGGUAAUCCAUAAACGUUUACUUUUUCCCCAUUCCUUUCUCUGAUGGGUCAAGUUAAACAGAGGUGCUGGUGCCUCAUUCGGCUCUUGAUCUGAAAGGAAAUUUCAUUAUUGUUUUACCACUUGGUCUGGAGGUUGCUGACAUUUCUUGGUAGGUGCUCUUUCUGAGGUUGAGAAAGUUCUUAUAACUGGAAAUCCUAGUUUACUAAGAUAUUUUUUUGUGUAAAAUCACAAAUGGUUGUUGAAGUUUAUCAAUUUGGGGUGUAGGAAUUCAAGUGAAGAUGUUUUUAAAGGAACCUGUCCAUAUCACCCGUUUUCAAGUUUCAACGUGUGCUCCACUAAAUCUCACGUUGAAGUGGCGUCCCCAGUGUUGGAGGCAGGUCUGGUACACGGUGUUUGGAUCAUGAGGGCAAAUCUCUUUAACACCUAGCUUUCAUCCUCUGAACUCGGGUCCUGCAUCCUUGAGACAACCCCACACUCAAGAUGGAGUGAGAGUGACAGAGGCAAACAACACUUCAACAUUACCAUGGAAACCACUGAGACUCAGGGGUCACAAGAGGGCCCUAGGGACCCACAGGCUGCUGGGACCAUACUUCGAGAACCACAGGUCUGCGGCUCUGAUCAGCUGCUUAUACUUGGGCUCUGUUUCAGAUUUCAUUUUAAGGUGGGAUUCAGGAGCCAGGCUGAAAAUUUCAGGAUGAAGGAGGAGGCCUGAGCCCCAGGCCUGCUGCUUGGUGAGUGUUUGAGGCUGCUCCUGUCCUCAACCGAGUUGGGACCUGUUUUUUUUUAAAAUACAAAUGGCAUGCGUACUUGUUGAGUAAAAUUUAACACUACAGAAGCACAUGGAGUAGAGCCUGUCUGUUUCCCAUUUCCUUGAAGGUCACCAUGUUAAGCAGUCUGUGCUCGCCUCCAGAUGCAUCUGCGCGCUCAGACACAGCUGUCUCUGUCCCAGAUGCAUCUGCGCGUGCACACACAGGUGUCUGUCCCAGAUGCAUCUACGUACGCGGACACAGCUCUCUCUGUCCCAGAUGCAUCUGCGCGUGCACACAGGUGUCUGUCCCAGAUGCAUCUGCGUGCACGGACACAGCUCUCUCUGUCCCAGAUGCAUCUGCACGUGCACACAGGUGUCUGUCCCAGAUGCAUCUGCGUGCACGGACACAGCUCUCUCUGUCCCAGAUGCAUCUGCACGCGCGCACGCAGCCAUGUCUGUCCCAGAUGCAUCUGUGCGCACGGACACAGCCGUCUCUGUCCCAGAUGCAUCUACGUGUGCAGACACAGCUCUCUCUAUCACACAGUUACAUCCACACACACCACCUUCACCUGGCCCCUUUCCCAGCUUUGCUGGGGUUUCACCCUUGAUGUUCUGCAGCUUGCCUUUCCAUGCUGGGUACAGGUGUCAUGAUGGUGAAUUUAUGUGUCGACUUCACUGGGCUUCAGGGUGCUCAAGCAUUGAGCCAGGCGUCAUUUCUGGUGUAUCUGUUAGGAUGUUUCUGGAAGAAAUUGGCACUUGAAUCAGUGAAUGAGUAAAGCAGAUUGCCUUUCCAAAGAUGGGUGGGCCUUGUCCAAUCAGUUGAAGACCUGAAUAGAACAGAAAGGCUGAGUGAGAGGGAACUCCUCCUGCCUGAAUGUUUUGAGUUGGGACAUUGGUCUUUUCCUACCUUUGGACACAAACUAAGACCUUGGCUCUUGCUGGGUCUUGAGCCUGCUGGCUUUGGGGCCAGAAUGGUACUGUGGGCUCUUCUGCUGACCACAGACCUUAGAACUUCUCAGCCUUCUUAGUCGUGUGAGCCAGUUCCAUUAAUCACUCAGUCUAUCUAGCUAUCGGUCUGUCAUCCAUCUAUCAAUAUCUCUCAGUCAUCCAUCUGUAUCCAUCCAUGUAUCCAACCUAUCUAGAUCCAUCUAUCAAUCUUCUGUACCUACCUAUCAUCAUCUAUCAUAUUCAUCCAUCUGUCCAUCUAUCCGUUCAUUCAUCCAUCCAUCCAUCCGUCUAUCUCAUGUAUCAUGUAUCUUACUGGUUUAUACAGGACCAAUGAGAGAUACUAUAUCCAUCUGCUGUUGUUCCGUUUCUCUGGAGAAUCUGGACUAACACAAGUGUCAUCCCCGAUGACUGCAUGAGGGUCCGCCGUAUUUUCUUCUGCGAUUGCUCCCAGCUUUGGCAGACCCGUCCUGUGAUUCAUUUGAUUCUUCCCUUGGUGACUGAGUUUGCUGCCAGUGUUUUGCCACCAUCAGGUGUCUUGAAUAUUCUUUUUUUAAAAAAAAAAUUUUUAUUUUGUAGAGACAGUCUCCCCAUGUUGUCCAGGGUGGUCUGGAACUCCUGGCCUUAAGCAAUCCUCCCGCCUCAGACCCCCACAGUGCUGGGAUUACACCCAUGAGCCACUGUGCCUGGCCCUGAAUAUUCUUGUGUCUGUAUCAUAGUGUGUGCGCAGGAAUGUCUGUAAGUCACCUGUGUGGCAGACGUCUUUUUCGACAUUUGUUUUUGGUGUCUUUUGUUGGAUAGUCAUUUUAUAUUUUAAUGUAAUUAAAUUUAUUUUUUUCCUUAUUUGGGGUGUGUGCUUCUUUGGUGUGUCUUGUUGAAGCAAUAUUUGCUUGAAAAUGUUCUCAAGUUUAUUCUUAAAGGAUUUGUUGGCUGGGUGUGGUGGCUCAAGCCUGUAAUCCCAGCACUUUGGGAAGCCAAGGCAGGUGGAUCACGAGGUCAAGAGAUCGAGACCAUCCUGGUCAACAUGGUGAAACCCCGUCUCUACUAAAAAUACAAAAAAUUAGCUGGGCAUGGUGGCACGUGCCUGUAAUCCCAGCUACUCGGGAGGCUGAGGCAGGAGAAUUGCCUGAACCCAGGAGGCGGAGGUUGCGGUGAGCCGAAAUCAUGCCAUUGUAUUCCAGCCUGGGUAACAGCAGCGAAACUCGGUCUCAAAAAAAAAAAAAGAGUAUUUGUUUCACUUUUUUCUUGAAUUUUAAAAUUUAUCUCAGCUUUUUAAAAAGAAAUUCCAUUCCCUACUCCACCACAGACCCUGGCAGCCAGCAGCCUACUCUUCUGUCUUUGUGGAUCUACGUAUUCUGGGUAUUUCACAUACGUGGAGCCACACGACAGGUAGCCAUUUGUGCCCGGCUUGUCUGACUGAGCUACGUAUUCUGGGUAUUUCACAUACGUGGAGCCACACGACAGGUAGCCAUUUGUGCCCGGCUUCUCUGACUGAGCUACUUAUUCUGGGUAUUUCACAUACGUGGAGCCACACGACAGGUAGCCAUUUGUGCCCGGCUUGUCUGACUGAGCUACGUAUUCUGGGUAUUUCACAUACGUGGAGCCACACGACAGGUAGCCAUUUGUGUCCGGCUUGUCUGACUGAGCUACGUAUUCUGGGUAUUUCACAUACGUGGAGCCACAAGACAGGUAGCCAUUUGUGCCCGGCUUGUCUGACUGAGCACAGCAUUUUCAGGGUUUGUCCUUCUGCAGUGUGGAUCCAGACUUCGUUUCCUUAUGUGGCGAAUGUUCCAUUGCUUGCCUACCCCAUAUCUUGUUUAUCCAUUUGUCUGUUGAUAGACAUUUGGGCUGUUUAUCCAUUUGUCUGUUGAUAGACAUUUGGGCUGUUUUCAUCUGUUGACUCUUGUAAGCCAUGCUGCUGUGGUGGACGUGCACGUGUAAAUUUUUAUAUUUCGAUUCUCUUGGGUAUGUAUCGAGCAGUGGAAGUCAUGGAUCAGAUGGCAGCUCCACAUUUCAUCAGCUUGAGUUCUGUGUAUGGCAUUGUAUUUAUUUCCUAGGUCUGUUGUGAUAAAUAACCACAAAUUGAAUGGCUUAAAACAGGAGACUUUAUUCUCCCAUAGAGGUCCCAAAUCAAGGUGUGGGCAGGGCGUGGUCCCGCCAGAGGCUCCAGGGGAUGAUCCCUAAGUUGCCCCUUGCUACUCUCCAUGGCUCCAGGUGCUCCUGUGCCUGUGGUCAAUCCCUCCAGCCUCUGUUCUGUCCACAUGCGGCCACUCUCUCCUGUAUGUCUCCACAUUGUCUCCUCUCUGUGCUUGUCUGUCUCUGUGACUACUUUUCUCCUUCUCAGGAGGAUAGCAGUUGUUGGAUGAGGGUGAGGCCCUCCUGAGGACUGCAUCUUAACUCGAUUGCACCUGCAAAUCCUGGGCCCUCAGUCAGGUCCCAUCCAUGGGUUCUGGGAAUGAGGAGUUCAACAGAUCUUUUCAGGAGGACACCACUCAACCCAUAAUAAGUGUGAAGUAGCACUCCAGUUUUCUUUCUUUCUCUUUUUUUUUUUUUUGAGAUGGAGUUUCACUCCUUUUCAGGCUGGAGUGCAAUGGUGCGAUCUCAGCUCACCAAAACCUCUGCCUCCCAGGUUCAAGCGAUUCUCCUGCCUCAGCUGCCCAAGUAGCUGGUAUUACAGGCAUGCACCACCACAUCCAGCUGAUUUUGUAUUUUUGGUAGAGACAGGGCUUCUCCAUGUUGGUCAGUCUGGUCUCAAACUCCUGACCUCAGGUGAUCCACCCACCUCAGCCUCCCAAAGUGCUGGGAGUACAGGUGUGAGCCACUGCACCUGCCUUUAUUUCAUUUUAGAAGAAAUAAAAGAUAGCUGGUUAUUCAGAACAUUCUUCGCACGCCUCCACAGGGUCACCUUGGUAUUUGAAUGUGUGAGGGCCAGUUUCCAGGCUGUCUUUACUUUCGUUGGCCUGUUUUUCUAACCCUGAGCGACUAUCUUAAUUACUACAGCUUCCCGGGUAAACUGUUAGCACAUUUGAGAGUCAAUGCUUAGAGAGUCAAGACUGUUUCUUGCUGGGACCGCUUUCUCUGCACACUGUCCUCAAUGGCCCUGUUCUCUGGACUCUUCUAGAUGUGCUAGCCCUGGCGCUGGCUGUUGAAGUGCCAGCAGUGGCCACAUGAGGCCCUGGACAGCAUAGUGGUGUGCCCUACAAGUGACUCUGUCCAGGGCAUCUCCCAGCACAGCAGUGGGACAAGAAGACAAUGAGGGGAUGUUACCUGAACUGAGCCUCAGAACCCGAAGUCCAGGGGAACAUGAAUUAGGAUCUUGAAGUUCUUCAGAAAGACCAGAGUGCGGGGCGGCCCUGAGUCACUCUGUAGCAGUCAUGGAGCGAGAAGAGCCACCCUCUAACCAUAAUGGAAUUGCAAGAUUGCCAAGUUAAGUCACCCAGUUAAUUGUGGCCCUUAA
Callithrix jacchus (white-tufted-ear marmoset) is the source of this 16989-nucleotide messenger RNA. Lineage: Eukaryota; Metazoa; Chordata; Mammalia; Primates; Cebidae. The record is from RefSeq and is a predicted model, not a curated record.